UCCUCUUUCGGUCAGUCAUUCCUUCCUUGUUCUAGAGAGACGAAGAGAGAGAGAGAGAGAGAGAGAGUGUCCGUCAAAGAAAGCUCUACUUCAAUGAAUUCAAAUGCCCCGUCUUCAAGCUCCGGAGGAGGCGCUGCUGCUGCUGCUGGAUCAACUGAUUCUUCAGCACCCAGACGAAAUUCCAAGCGACCCAAAUAUUCGAAGUUUACUCAACAGGAACUUCCUGCUUGCAAACCAAUUCUUACACCAAGAUGGGUGAUUUCAGCAUUCAUGCUUGUUAGCAUUGUCUUUAUUCCCAUUGGAGUAGCCUCCUUGUUUGCUUCUCGGGAUGUGGUUGAAAUUAUUUAUCGUUAUGAAACUGACUGCAUACCAGUAGCCAAUAGAAGUGAUACGGUCAAAUACAUUCAAAGCUCUGAGGAUAAAACUUGCAACAAAACACUAACGGUACCGAAGCAUAUGAAGCAACCUAUUUAUGUGUAUUAUCAGCUCGACAACUUCUACCAGAAUCAUCGCAGGUAUGUGAAGAGCCGGAGUGAUCAACAGUUGAAAUCUGCCAAGGAUGAGGAUGAAACAAGCGCAUGUAAACCUGAAGAUAAAGUGAAUAACAUGACAAUUGUGCCUUGCGGUCUUAUAGCUUGGAGUUUGUUCAAUGAUACUUACAGCUUUUCUGUCAACAGCAGCCAGCAAUUGACAGUAAACAAGACGGAUAUCUCAUGGAAGAGUGAUAGGGAACACAAGUUUGGAAAAGAUGUCAUCCCUAAAAAUUUUCAAAGUGGAGUUAGAGGGGGUGCAAAUCUUAGUUCCAAACCAUUGAGUGAGCAGGAGGACCUCAUUGUAUGGAUGAGAACUGCAGCGCUUCCAACAUUUAGAAAGUUGUACGGGAGGAUAGAGGUGGAUCUACAGGCAAAUGAUGUGAUUCAGGUGACAUUGCAGAACAAUUACAACACCUAUAGUUUUGAUGGAAAGAAGAAGCUUGUUCUUUCUACAACUACCUGGCUUGGUGGAAAGAAUGACUUUCUUGGCAUUGCAUACCUCACUGUUGGCGGCUUGUGCUUCUUUCUUGCUAUGGCUUUCACCAUUGUAUAUCUAGUUAAGCCAAGGCGACUUGGAGAUCCAUCAUAUUUGUCAUGGAACCGAAACCCAGGAGGUCACUGAGCAAGCUUGUGACACAUUUUGAAGGGGUACACUCAUCAUUAGUGGAUGAUGUUUUAUGUGACGAUGUGAAAAUGAAACUGUGAAGUGAUGAUAUUACUAUAUAUAUAUAUAUAUAUAUGUAUGAGACAUCUGUUUGAAGCA
Messenger RNA from Camellia sinensis, 1296 nucleotides. Lineage: Eukaryota; Viridiplantae; Streptophyta; Magnoliopsida; Ericales; Theaceae. The record is from RefSeq and is a predicted model, not a curated record.